AGUCGAUUGACCCUAAAAAUUCAUGGAAUUCACGCAUACAUAUGUACAUAUAAACAUACUGGUAUUAUUGCUCAUACAUUCUGGUUAACCUUCUUCCUAACUGCCUGCCUACCAACAUUUACCACCAAUAAAAUAUCGUCGUUGCAGCUGCUUCUUUUCAACAAAAAGCAGAUACGAGUACAACAAUAACUAAAUGACAAAGAGGACCACAUCAUUUGGACAUCUCACCAUCAAUUGUAGGCAUUUAUUCAAACCAUUCCAGCAGAAGAAAGCAUCACUACCAAAAUUGUUUUUCGGGUAUAAAAACCAAAGUUCUGUAACCCUACAGCAGCAUUGAGAGAAAUCCAUUGCAACGCUAAAGUUGUUAAUUGUGUUAAACCAAUAAAACGUACUCGUACUCGUAGAUAUACGAAAUUCGCAAUUCGCAACUUGCAAUCUGCGAUAUCCGGUAUUAAAAGUGCAAAAGUUUCUGGUGCAACGAAAGGCGAAUCAAUAAAAUAACUUUAAUGGCGCAAUUUGUGGUCAUCUGGAGUAUAUUCCUGUGCGCUUCCUGCCUGUCGCUGAGCAAUGGCCAUGGCCAUGAGCGGGUGGCACAACAAGCCACUAAUGUGCCGGUGGUUAACAACAACAAUGUACUAGCAAGCGUGGAUGCGAGUGAAGGCGUUAAUGUUGGCAUGGAUGUGGGUAUGGCAGGGGGUGUAGUAGUGGGAGGAGUUGGAGGUGUAGACGAACAUGUUGUCGCACCUGUGGUGGACUCUGUUGAGCAGGCCGCACGCGUUUACCAUCCUGCAGCUGUAACUAAUCCGAGAAUCAUCGAACAAUAUGAUGAACGCUCAUUGGAUGGGCACUAUGAGUACAGAUAUGUACUCAGCAAUGGUGAUGCCCGAUAUGAACGCGCCUAUUGGAUUCCUGAUGGUAAAAGUAUGGUACUUGCACGCAAAGGUUACUACUCUUACCCAAUGACAAAUGACAAAUACCUAACCGUCUUCUAUACAGCCGAUCAAAAUGGUUUCCGUCAGGAUUCAGCUACGUACAGCCGAUCUCAGCCGACUCUGCCACGCAACAUCGUAGUACCGGAAUAUGUCCCAUCAUCAUAUGUGCAUGUAGCGCCUGCGCCAGUAACACAACGGCCAGCCAAUGCUCAUAUUUAUAUCUCGAGCACAACUAGAAGACCUCACCAACAUCCAACUGGUAAUCCAUUCAUUCAACUGUACCCAUCAUCAGCUUCUCAGGGAACGAACAUAUCUGGUAUGUCGACAAGUGAGAAUGAUUCCAAUAAGGGAGAUCCAUUGCGCGUGCUGUUGCUGUCAGAGAAGACCUAA
This is a messenger RNA of Rhagoletis pomonella (apple maggot), 1322 nucleotides long. RefSeq lists its product as uncharacterized. The record is from RefSeq and is a predicted model, not a curated record. Lineage: Eukaryota; Metazoa; Arthropoda; Insecta; Diptera; Tephritidae. The transcript is spliced from 4 exons. The coding region runs from base 507 to 1322 and encodes 271 amino acids.